AUGGUGCCAUCACCACGGAGCACAGCUAACGGUAGCUACAGCAAGGCCGAGGACCGAGAGAGACAUGACUACCGUGGAUCAUCCGGGGAGCCUCAACAACAUCCUGAUUCUGAGGAAGCAGAGAAGAGCCUCUCCAGAUCAGAAUACCUCAUUAAACACCAGCGGACACCUACAGGGAAGAAACCGCUCCGCUGCUCUGAAUGUGGGAAGAGUUAUUCAAGAUCAGAUUCACUAAAAUUACACCUGAGAAUUCACACAGGUGAGAAGCUUUUCAACUGUGAUCAAUGUGGGAAGAGUUACUCAAGAUCAGAUUCACAAAAAUUACACCUGAGAAUUCACACAGGUGAGAAGCUUUUCAACUGUGAUCAAUGUGGGAAGAGAUGCACCUCUUCGUCAGAACUUAAAAUACACCAGAGAAUCCACACAGGAGAGAAACCUUAUCGCUGCUCACAGUGUGGCAUGACUUUCUCCAGAUCACAUUCAUUGAAAUCACACCUGAGAAUUCAUACAGGAGAGAAAACGUAUGGCUGUUAUCAAUGUGGGAAGAGUUUUGCUCAGUCAAAUAACCUGAUAUCACACCAGAGAACUCACACAGGAGAGCAGCCUUAUAGCUGUUAUCAAUGUGGGAAGAGUUUUGCUCAGUCAACCAACCUGAUAUCACACCAGAGAACUCACACUGGAGAGAAGCCUUAUAGCUGUGAUCAAUGUGAGAAGAGAUACUCUGAUUUAAGAGAUCUGAUUAAACAUCAGAAAAUGCACACAGUAGAUCCACAGAGAAUGUCAGCAGAUGGCGGUGUGCAGAUUUCAGGCGAUACCGCUUGUGUGACGUCUAAUGUAGUGGACGGACACUUCAUCAACAGUAAAACAACAGAAGGUCGGCCACCUCCGUAG
Messenger RNA from Oncorhynchus gorbuscha (pink salmon), 891 nucleotides. RefSeq names its product zinc finger protein 239-like. NCBI's taxonomy places the organism in Eukaryota, Metazoa, Chordata, Actinopteri, Salmoniformes, Salmonidae. Gene Ontology annotation, biological process: regulation of transcription by RNA polymerase II. The transcript is spliced from 3 exons. The coding region runs from base 1 to 891 and encodes 296 amino acids. Gene Ontology annotation, cellular component: nucleus. Gene Ontology annotation, molecular function: DNA-binding transcription activator activity, RNA polymerase II-specific; RNA polymerase II cis-regulatory region sequence-specific DNA binding. The record is from RefSeq and is a predicted model, not a curated record.